Molecule: messenger RNA, 2149 nt
Organism: Zea mays
Lineage: Eukaryota; Viridiplantae; Streptophyta; Magnoliopsida; Poales; Poaceae
Product: 2,3-bisphosphoglycerate-independent phosphoglycerate mutase
Exons: 9
Coding region: 198-1895 (565 amino acids)
Biological process (GO): glucose catabolic process
Cellular component (GO): cytoplasm
Molecular function (GO): manganese ion binding
Source: RefSeq, a predicted model, not a curated record
CGUUCGUUACACCUGUACAGUGUACAUAUCAUGGGUUAACACCUCGAUUCGCGCCGAGAGCCUUCCAGAGCAAAGAAGCCGGCCACCAACAAAACCCGACCCGACGACGACGAGCAAGUAGCUGCCAGAACCCAGCACAGCUCUACCCACCAAUUCUGAUUCUGGAAGACAGACAGUAGUCGAUCGCAUCGCAUCGCAUGGCGACGAGGCCGGCAGCGGAGGAGAAGCCGUGGGAGCUGGCGGCGCACCCGCGGCUGCCCAAGGGCAGGACGGUGGCCGUGGUGGUGCUGGACGGCUGGGGCGAGGCGGCGCCCGACCCCUUCAACUGCAUCCACGUCGCCGACACGCCCACGCUCGACGCCCUCAAGAAGGCAGCUCCGGAGAGAUGGAGGCUCAUCAAGGCGCACGGGACGGCGGUGGGGCUGCCGACGGACGACGACAUGGGGAACAGCGAGGUCGGCCACAAUGCGCUCGGAGCGGGACAGAUAUACGCGCAGGGCGCGAAACUGGUCGAUCUGGCGCUGGGUUCCGGGAAGAUAUACGAGGGCGAAGGUUUCAAGUACAUCCAGCAGUCCUUCCAGGACGGCACUCUGCACCUCAUCGGCCUGCUCAGCGACGGAGGCGUGCACUCCAGGUUCGACCAGCUGCAGCUGCUGCUCCAAGGUGCUAGCGAGCGCGGGGCGAAGAGGAUACGUGUGCACGUCCUCACGGAUGGGCGGGACGUGGCGGACGGCAGCAGCGUCAGGUUCGUGGAGAUGCUUGAGGAGGACCUCGCUAGGCUUCGGGAGAAGGGCGUCGAUGCGAGAAUAGCGUCUGGCGGUGGCAGGAUGUAUGUGACGAUGGACCGUUACGAGAACGACUGGCAGGUCGUGAAGCGAGGCUGGGACGCGCACGUCCUGGGCGAAGCCCCGCACAGGUUCAGGAGCGCGCUCGAGGCCCUGAGGAAGCUGAGGGAGGAGGACCCCAAGAAGGCCAGCGACCAGUACCUGCCCCCCUUCGUCGUAGUCGACGGGAGCGGGGAGCCGGUCGGCCCGGUGCGGGACGGAGACGCCGUGGUGACGUUCAACUUCAGGGCCGACCGGAUGGUGAUGCUCGCCAAGGCGCUGGAGUACGAGGGCUUCGACAGGUUCGACCGCGUCAGGUUCCCCAGGACGCGGUACGCCGGCAUGCUCCAGUACGACGGCGAGCUCAAGCUCCCGCGCCACUACCUCGUUGCUCCCCCGGAGAUCCAGAGGACGUCCGGCGAGUACUUGGCGCGCAACGGCGUCCGCACCUACGCUUGCAGCGAGACGGUCAAGUUUGGGCACGUCACUUUUUUCUGGAACGGGAAUCGGUCUGGUUACUUCGACCAGAACCUGGAAAAAUACGAGGAGAUUCCCAGCGAUGCCGGCAUCCCCUUCAAUGUCCAGCCGAAGAUGAAGGCCUUGGAAAUCGCGCAGAAGGCGAGGGACGCCAUCCUGAGCCAAAAAUUCGAUCAGGUAAGGGUCAACAUUGCAAACGGAGAUAUGGUUGGCCAUACAGGAGACAUGGAGGCAACCAUUGUUGGGUGCAAGGCAGCUGAUGAGGCUGUUAAGAUCAUCCUCGACGCCGUUGAGCAAGUGGGCGGCGUUUUCGUGGUGACUGCCGACCACGGCAACGCCGAGGACAUGGCGAAAAGAGACAAGUCUGGAGAACCACUCCGGGACAAGGACGGCAAGGUGCAGACCCUGACUUCGCACACGCUGAAUCCGGUCCCAAUCGCGAUAGGAGGCCCCGGGCUUGCGCCUGGCGUCAGGUUCCGUACAGACCUCGCAAGUGCCGGCCUCGCCAAUGUUGCGGCGACGGUCAUGAACCUUCAUGGGUUUCAGGCACCCGAUCACUAUGAGCCAACGCUGAUCCAAGUCGUCGACGAGUGAUUUCCGCUUUGCUGGUUGCUGCGUUGCAGUUUUCAGACAUUAUCUGAACUAACUCCUACCACAGUUGUCCGGCAUGUAAUCGUACUCAAACUAGACUACCUGGGCAAUUACCUGUGCCAAUUACCGUGUCGAAUGUUCAAAAAUGUUUUCGUUAAGGCCUUGUUCGUUUGUAUUACACUCGUAAUUGUUGUAGCUAAUCAAAGUUUAUAUAAAUUAGAGAAACAAUCCGGAUAGGAAUCGUUCCGAUUUACUAA